This is a messenger RNA of Perkinsus marinus ATCC 50983, 1500 nucleotides long. RefSeq names its product U4/U6 small nuclear ribonucleoprotein Prp3, putative. Lineage: Eukaryota; Perkinsozoa; Perkinsida; Perkinsidae. The transcript has 15 exons. Gene Ontology annotation, cellular component: U4/U6 x U5 tri-snRNP complex. The record is from RefSeq and is a predicted model, not a curated record. Bases 1 to 1500 code for a protein of 499 amino acids. Gene Ontology annotation, biological process: mRNA splicing, via spliceosome.
AUGUCUGAGAGCACAGCCAAGACCAAGACGUCUGUGGAUAAUGUUGUAGAGCAGGAGGUGGAUAGGAAGGGCAGCAAGGAUCACGUUGCUGCUCCGCCUACUAAGGAGAAACGGAAACGUAGAUCUCGAUGGGGCGCGGCACCAGCUGGGGAUGGGGAUCAUGAUUCUGCUAGCGAUGAGGGUGGUAUCACCAAGAAGGCUCCACGCAAAUCACGAUUCGAUACAGCCCCCUCGGCUAUGGUUGUUGGACCAGGGGGUACGGCUCCUGCCAUUAGACUAGAUGCUGCCCAGAUUGCCGCAGCAGCUGCUGCUGCUAGACUGGCUAAGGAACGAGCACAGGCUGUGGCACAGCAACAGAAGUCUGCACUACAGCUACAGAGUGAGCAGUUGAAUGCUCUGAGGCACGGUCGUAUCGCUGCAGAGGCAGCAGCUAGAGCAGUAGCACAGGCUGAGGCUAUGCAGAUGAAGGGUUUCAGUAGCGGACCUGUUGGUGGUGUGGUAUCGGCUCCAGUUGCUUUGAGGUUGGACCAAUAUGGUAGAGAGAUCGAUGCAGAUGGCAAAUUGGUACCUAUGUCCCAGCUACGGCCCCCAGUGGCGAUAUCAACGCUGAAGAUCAAUCAGAAUCGUGCAGCCUUGGACAUGAUGCGUAGGAGUAAGUCCAAGACUGAGGAUACAGUGGCCAGUGGGAUGAAGCUGGGCAAGACACGUUCUGGGGCCACUCGUGAUCGUUUUUUUGAUCCAACAGUGCAUGUUGCUGGUGCAGUGAGGAAACCUAGGAUGGGGUUUAACUUUAACGAGAGUGGUACUUGGACAAAAAAGGAAAUAGAGAUGCAAAAGCAGGAGGGUGUAGAGUCACCACCUGCUGCUGUAGUUGAGAAGGAAGAGAAGGUGAAAGCAGAUGGAGUCCCAACAGCUGCUACACCAGCGAUCUCCUUGGGUGUCACAGUUAGGAUUCAUCCCAGAGAGGCCCCGCCGACAGUGGAGUGGUGGGAUCAGAUAGUAAUCGAUGCUGGCGGCCCUAGUAAGGUCAUAUCAUCUUAUAUUGAGCAUCCUCCUCCGGCCCGUUCUGCGGCUCAGCCACACAAGCAGGAGGGUAUGGCUUCAUUAACACCGGCUGAACGUAAGAAGUUGAGGAGAUUAAGGAGGAAGGAGAAGGCUACUAAUAUGCAGGAUAAGAUUAGGAUGGGUCUCAUACCGCCACCACCACCGAAGGUCCGCAUGAAGAACCUCAUGAUGGUAUUGGGUGAUGAGGCUGUCCAGGAUCCAACUGCUGUGGAGAAACGUGUUAGGGCUGAGGUUACUGCUAGACGGGAGGCACAUGAGAAGAGGAAUGAGGAACGUAAACUACCACCUGAAGAGAAGAAGCUGAAGAAGGCAGGGAAGUGGAUUAACGCUCCUGAAACUGAAACACAAGUACAUGUAUCAGUGUAUAAAGUGAAGGAUCUGUCAUCUAAACGACAUCAGUUUAAAGUAGCAUCUCAUAGCAGUACCACACAGUGA